AUGGCGAGUGUUGCUUACGCGGGAGCAUUCAUGGAGGCGGUGGCGGUGGGAGUUUGUAAGGAGUCAUCAGUGGAAGCGUCGACGAUGUUUCCAGGGUUCAAGUUCUCGCCCACUGACGUGGAGCUCAUCUCUUAUUACCUAAAGCGGAAGAUGGACGGUUUAGAGCGGUCUGUUGAGGUUAUACCGGAAACCGAUAUCUACAACUUCGAGCCUUGGGAUUUGCCCGAUAAGUCAAUAGUUAAAUCUGAUAGCGAAUGGUUCUUCUUCUGUGCCCGUGGCAAGAAGUAUCCACAUGGCUCACAAAACAGGAGAACAACCAAGAAAGGAUACUGGAAAGCCACUGGGAAAGAGCGUGAUGUUAAGUCUUCUUCUCAAGUGGUGGGAACAAAGAGGACGCUUGUCUUCCAUAUUGGUCGUGCACCAAAAGGCGAAAGAACAGAGUGGCUUAUGCACGAGUACUCCAUGAAAGGAGUACUAUCACUGGAUGAUGCUUUGGUUGUUUGCCGGCUCAGGAGGAACAUAGAAUCUCAUACUUGUACAAGGCAGAAGACACCAGAGCCGAAUUUAGCAGCCGAGAAGCACGUGAUCAUGCAAAAUGGUGUGGCUAAUUCAGGGAGCCCGUGUGAUUGGGACAGCAUGAUUGAUUUUUACCUUGCGGGUGACUCAGGGGAGAACCUUCUCUCUGAGAUGGCAGAAACAGUAGAAAAUUUACAGGUGCAUACUGAUGAGGAUUUCUUUGCGGAUAUACUAAGCGACGAGAUCAUCAAUCUUGAUGAAAUGAUGAUGACAGCUGGGAACACAGCAAACGAAGUGCCAACACUUGAAUCAGCAUCAUCGGCGAUAAGGGUACUUCCUUUACCGAACAUGAUAGACAAACAGAUGGCUUCACUCUUAGAGGAGAAGAAAGGAAAAGAGAACAGUGGCCUCUCGAACUGCUUCGUGGGACUAUACUCUACCAAAACGGUGAACAAGGGAAGAUGGGAUGUUAUUAUAUGUCUAGUGGCUCUCAUUGCAAUGUUGUUUUAUCUAGAUUAAGGCUGUGCAAGUAGUAGUUGGAAUCGAUGUCCUGUCUUGUUCUUUGUGGGCAUUGCUUCCUCUCGAUGUUUGUGAUUGUGUAUAGGUUGAUAUGUUUGUUUGUGUUCACUGUUUCAAUUUGAGUAUUCUGCCCAUUUUUGGUUCCGGUUUAUUGAACUGCAAGCAAACCGAUAAAUCAAAAU
Molecule: messenger RNA, 1217 nt
Organism: Eruca vesicaria subsp. sativa (arugula)
Lineage: Eukaryota; Viridiplantae; Streptophyta; Magnoliopsida; Brassicales; Brassicaceae
Source: the annotation of a GenBank genome assembly